Molecule: messenger RNA, 7037 nt
Organism: Antechinus flavipes (yellow-footed antechinus)
Lineage: Eukaryota; Metazoa; Chordata; Mammalia; Dasyuromorphia; Dasyuridae
Product: olfactory receptor 3A1-like
Exons: 1
Coding region: 2883-3842 (319 amino acids)
Biological process (GO): G protein-coupled receptor signaling pathway
Cellular component (GO): membrane
Molecular function (GO): G protein-coupled receptor activity; olfactory receptor activity
Source: RefSeq, a predicted model, not a curated record
GAUUUUGACAGUUGUGAAGGAUGGAUGGGGACCGGGGGCGGAGAGAGAGAGAACUCAAAAGAAAUCCUCAUUUUCUGAGUCCCUACCAGGGGCAAGCAUCUGUACAAGGAGAUGUAAUCACAAGACAACAUCGGGACGCUCAGGAAACCAAGUUGGGAAGUGAGAAGUUCACUGACGACAGUCACCAGUAAUCCCCAGUAGCCUCAGCUUUGGCCAGUAUAGAGUAGAGAUAAAGGAUCUACCCGGAUUAUUCCCUUUUGACUGAAGUAGUUCGGGCCCUGUUAAGCUUUGGGGAAAGUAGGCAGGAUCCUUGAUUUUAACGUGGAAAUGGCAGCUUUUAGAUUAUACUUGAGAUUGCCUCCAAGGAUCCUUGAUUUAGAGUGGAAGGGACCUUGGAGGUCUAGUCCAACCCCCUCAUUUUCUCGAGUAGGAAACUGAGGCCCAGGAAGGGGAAGGGAUGAAGAGGUGCAGCUGGCACUUGAAGGAUCACAGGCCUCUCCCAAAUCAGCCCUUUUUUCCAUUGUGUAAAUGGUUCCUUAUUUCUGGAGAAUCGUUCCUUUGGGCCACUCAUCUUGCUCCUCCUGUGUCUUAUGAUUUUCUUCUCCUCAAGUUGAGUCCAUCAAUCAUCCCACUGGGCCUGAACCUGGAAAUAGGGACAAUUUCUCCAGGGCCUUCUAAAGCAGAACCUGCUUCUCCAUAGUGGUUGUUUACUCAUUUCCUCUUCUGGUUCUUACAUCACUUAUCCCCCAAAGACUCCCUCCCUCUUAUCCUCCUUUUAUUCCCUGAAGGGAAAUUAGCGGCCCCCAGGGAGCUGUAGGGAAGGAUUGGGAGGUUGCAUUUCUCUUCUCUCCCCCCCCCCCCCAACAUGCACUUCUUAAAUUUCUCCCCAUUAAGUAGCCAGAGGAAGCUUCCUGAGUGGAGUGCCAGGGUGACAAGGGUAGGAGAGGGGAUUUCUGAGACCUCACUGGUGAGUGGCUAUGAGGAGAACCUCUGUGGGUUAUGGGUCUUCUGUUCUGGGGUGACCUGGUUGGGGGCAGGAAGGAAUCUGCCUUGUUGACUGUGAGACCUUGUGUUUAUGUCCCUAUCCAAUUAAAAGCUGGUCCCUGGACUUGGCUGCCAGCAGUCAAGAAUGGGGGUUCCUUCUAGGGACCCCUCAUUGGGAUCUGGCCCAUCUGUACCCGUCCUGUAGAGUCAGUCAUCUGAAAGCUCUUUUAUUGGAGGAAUUGGGGAGGGAUCAGGACAUGGCUCCAAUCCGUCCUGACAGUGCAAUACAAAAUUCAGCUUAGUCAGCUGAGAGCUAGAACCCUUCAUCCAUCUGCGUGUCCAUCUGAGCAGAGUGGGUUCUGAGGUUCCCCCACUUCCUGAUGUGAGCUAGCUCAGGGCUCUGCUGGUCCUGAAGCAGCAGCUUCUCCUGCUGGCUCUCUCGAUUUAUCUGGACACCUCCACUUGGAGGCUGGGUUCUGCCAAGCCUUUGAGCCCCAGUGGUUCUCAUUGCAAGAGAAAUAUCUCGCCUUGGACCUCCUUUUUUGUCUGGCCAUUUUUAUCCACCAUUCUCUGGCUCUCGUGGUGAUGUUUAGAGCUUUUUGUCCACAGCUUGGGUGAACUCUGCCAUCCUUACUUAGGCUUCUUUUCUUGCCCGUAUCACAUCAGAAAUUGGGUGGCGGCCACUUCAGUAGGGACCGGCAUCCGCGCCAAGAAGGCAAGGCAGUAUUCCUGGCUGGAGCAGGGCAGAUAUUAAAAGGUAAGGACUGGCCAGUGAUCCAUAAUGUAGGGAGUGAAGGUUGGUGCUAGGAGGGCUAGUUACUAGUCAACAGUUGCCAGUGAUGAAGGAUAAAUGGAAAUGUUCUAACUAUAGUAGUGAAAGCAAGAUAGGGCAAAGAGGUCUCGAGGGUUAAAGACCGCAAGAGUCAGAAAUCCUGAUGGGUAGUCUGAGGUAACAGCUAGUACCGCUGAGUAUAGAAAACCUGUAGUGAGGCUAAUCUCCAACAGGGACCACUUGGCAUUAAACCUCCUCUCCGGCAUGUUGGCCUUGGACAAUCAGGGGGAGUGACCAGAACGGGAUGAUCUGGGUUUGAGCAGAGACAGGAGUUGCAAGUCCAGGGACUGGCAAAGUUGACCCAGCAGCUUCCAGUGUGGAGAGAGGCAUCUCCACAGAUUAGAUUCGAACAGUUGUAGAUUAGAACAGGCCUUUCACAUAGAGGGCAGACUCGGAGGCCAUUAGUUUGAAGAUGGGUACGGCUGAGUGGGAUAUUAGUGAGCGGGAGCAGAGGAAGGCAGGCCUUUGGCCUGACGUGAGCUUGGAGCCCACGGUGCCUGGGUGGCCGGAAUGAUGUGGCUGCAUAGCUUUCCUUCCCGUUCUGCACGUUGCUCUUGAUGCCGUGUCAGGAUUCCUGACUCUUGUAGAGAGCCAGACCACUGGGGUCACCAACUUAGCCUUGUAGAGGCCCCUGGUCCCCCUUCUGCCCUUCAGUGUCUGACCUCCAUCCCAUAUACUGGGCACAAGUUUGUCAUCACUGCUACAACUGCCAUCUUCCCGGGUUGUCUGGCUCCCAUUCUCCCUUCGCCAUGGGCCUGAGGCUGAGAAAUGGAGGCAGUGGUGAUCCAGACUUGGAAGGAGGCAAGUGUCACCACUCUAGGAGUUCAAAUGGGGGGGGCAGUUCUGGCCAUCUUCUGUCCGUGGGGAAUGUGUUGAGGAGGAGGAGGAAGGCAAUACCCAGUCACCUGGCCUAAAUCUGACACCCCUUCCACUUCCCUUCCCUGCCAGAAUCUCAGAUCUACCCAUUCCCUUCCCCCAGUCCUCCAUUCCUGAAUGUGUUCCAUCAGUGAGCCCAAUGUCCAGGCCCUCAUGCUCUUAACCCAUCUCCCCACAGGCUCAGUUGUCCAUGGGGGCGGUGACCCCAGACCCCCUGCCCAGAGCAAAUGGGACUCCGGUUUCUGAGUUCCUUUUGGAGGGUCUGACAGAUGAAAAGGAUCUGAAGCUGGUGCUCUUCGCCAUCUUUUUGCUGGUCUAUAUCGUGGCCGUGGCUGGAAAUCUGGGCAUCACCAGCCUCAUUAUUGUGGACCAAAGGCUCCACACGCCCAUGUAUUUCUUUCUGGCCAACCUUUCGCUUCUUGACGCCGCCUAUGUCUCCAACAGCGUCCCUCAGGUUCUGGCCCACCUGUUGGCCGCCGAGAGACUCAUGUCCUAUGGUGCCUGCCUCACCCAGAUGUUUUUUCUUCACUUUCUGGCACCUUGGGAGUGCUUCCUACUCACAGCCAUGGCCUAUGACCGCUAUGCUGCCAUAUGCCGGCCACUUCACUACCUGGUCCUCAUGGGCCCCCGGACUCGGGCAACGCUUGCCUCGAUUUCCUGCCUGCUUGCACUAACCAAUGCGCUCACCCACACGCUCCUGGCAACCAAGCUUGACUUCUGUGGGCCACGCCUGGUUACCCACUUCUUCUGUGACCUGCCCCCACUCCUGAAGCUCUCCUGUUCUAGCACACGGCUCAAUGAACUGGGCCUCUUCUUCUUUAGCUUUGUGGUGGCCCUCAUCCCCUGCGCUCUGGUUGUGGUCUCGUACGUCAACGUGGUAGCCGCCAUCCUUCGGAUCCGCUCGGCCGAGGGCCGCCACAAAGCUUUCUCCACGUGCGCCGCCCACCUGACCAUGGUCUGCAUCUUCUACAUCACCUCCGUACUUUGCUACAUCCUCCCCAGCUCCUCGUACUCGAGGACACGGAGCCGGGUCUUCGCGGUGCUUUAUACCAUCAUCACACCCAUGCUCAACCCCAUUAUCUACAGCAUGCGCAAUAAGGAAGUCAAGAGGGCAGUGUACAAGGUGCUGGGAAGAGAAGGGCCUGCUUGAAGAGGGUGGCCACCCAGAAAGGCAGAGCCAGCGGGGAGAACGGCCCACACCUGCAAUAGCGGGUGCCAUUCUGCAUUCCCUUCUGCUCAACAAAGUCCAAUCCUCCCAGCUCCCCCAUCGGUUCUAUUCCCAUUAGGCAGGCUCUCAAACAGGGUCCUAAAGUAACUUGAGGAGAGCCCCUCGAGCCAGUUCUUCUCAUUGUAAGCCCCGAGCUCUUACCAGUACAUAACGCUGCCUCUCUGAGAGGAUCUUUUAUACUUCUCUGAGAUAGGCACACCUUUAAGUUCUAUAGCUUUUUUUUGCUGAGGCAAUUGGAGUUAUGUGACUUGCCCAGGGUCACAUGGCCAGGAGGUGUUCAGCGUCUGAGGCUAGAUUUGAACUCUGUUCUCCUGAAUUCAGAGCUGGUGCCACCCAGCUGCCCCCAAGUGCUAUUACUUUUAGUUGCGUUUUUGAUCCCGACUUAGGGAACUGUGGGUAAGAAUCUCCUUCCACUCUAGCAGGUCUGCAACUUCUGGCUUGACAGUGAGAGAGUAAGGGACUUGCCUGAUGUCACCGGUCUCACUCUGUCGGCAGCAGGAUUUGAAUGGGUUCUUUCACUCUAAGCCUGCCCUCCAUCCACUCACUAAGCUGUGCUGCCUCUCACUGCACAUCUUUAGCUAGCAUCCUGGUCUCAGAUGCCCUAGAUGGAAAUUUGUCUGAGUAAAUGUCCUCCCACUGAUCGAGUCUGUUAAGCUUAGGGUUUUCCAGGUCACGUUUCUUUCUUAAAGUGGGGAAAGGUCAUGCAACAGUUCUAGUUCUUGCUCUAGUGUCUUCCCCAAGCCCUUUGGACCAGUUUACCAUGUAGCCCCCGAUGUGUCUGAGGGGGCUCGGGUGGGCAAAGACAAUGUUGAAGGGGAGAACUCUCAAUCCUUAGGACACAGAGCUGUGAGUGAUUUGAAGGCCUGUGGUGAGCCGGCCUGUUAGCCUCCUGAUAACUAGCGGGGUACCUACCUCAGAAGCCAGGGUCACACAAUGAAAGGCACUCAGGUAACUAGUGUCCCCAGCGUCCGCUAUGUAGAAGUCCCCCUGGCUGGCCUGCUCUCCCGUUUGCCAACCCGGCCUGAACUGAAGGUGAUUUUACAUCCCCGGCCAGACAUUUGGGGGAGCUUCUUUUAUAUGCUGGCAACAGGCAGUUUGUAAGUGGGGGAGAAAGGCUGGCAUCUUCAGCAGGGUUCCAUGGAUAGCAAGAGCUUCCUCCUUCCUGCUCCACAGGACCAGUUGUCUGACCGGGAGAAACUUUGUUUUAUUCUCCUAGUAACUCUGGAGCAGGCAUCCAUGUGUUCCAUUUGACGGAUGGGAAAACUAAGGUCUCGAAUAGUGAGCUGCCCAGGAGCACACAGCAGUUCGGUGUUGGGGGAGGGGGGAGAGAAGAAAGCAUUUCUAUAGUGUAGACUGUGUAACAGGCACUAUGCCAAGUUCUUUCUACAAAUAUUUUAUUUGAAGGAGAUGAGAGCAGUGGUAGUGGGGCUAGACAGUGAUUUGAUUUCCUGGGCGUGGGGAGAGGUUUAAGACAAUUCGCUCAUGCGUUUUUGAAGGCAGGAACACUUUCAGAGUCAUGGAAGCAAUGCCAUGAAACGAGCCUCGAUAAAAGAGCCCUGACUGGGAAACGAGAGACUUGGGCUAUAGACGUGGUUCCGGCACUCGUCAGCUAGGUGGCCGGGGACGAGGCACUUGGCAUCUGGGAACCUCGGCUCCCUCGGAUUUAUACUGAAGAUGAUGAUACAAGACUUCCUUGUCAGGGUUAUUGUAAGGAAAGUACUUGGCGCACAUUAGAGAGCACAGAAAUGUGAGCUAUUAAUUUUUCAAAUGAACAUUGUAAAUGGAAUGGGGGACGAGCAGGGGAGGUUCAAGCCCUGGGGGCCUGGGAAUCGAGAGGCUUGACUUUCCAUUUCUGACAUUGUGAAACCGUUUCCUGCCAGCCUGCCCCGAGGGGAAGGAAAUCCCUUUGGCUGGGCUGCUGAGCCAGAACUGGCUGGGUUUCUGCGGAGCGGGUGCCUCCAGGUGAAGAGAGCUCCGAGGACCUGCUCUGCUGCCCAGGUCUCCAUGGCUCCCAGAACCACUUGGCCCUGCUGCUGUUUCAUCCCUGUUGUGUCUACUCUUUAUGGACUUGGAGGCCAGACUCACUGGGCUGCAACUUCAAAAGCGCUCGGGAUCUAAAGAGCUGAGCACAAGAGUCCGCGACAAUGUUGGCAGGCAGCUGGGCCCAGUGAAGCCGGAAGCCCUGAGCAACCCAAUUGACCUGGCCCAGCAGACUGGGAAUUGUCACUGAGGUGCUGGCUUCUGCGAGUAAGGAGGACACUUCCUCCUUACGCUCUGCCACGUCGGAAAGUGAACUUGGUGGGGGAAAAGCUUUGUAGCAACUAUUUUAAACUUGAACCCACUUGCUCCAGAGGCCACAUAUGGUGCUAUAAAGAAGAGUGUGCCCCUGGUAGGAGGAUGUGUUUAUAUUUUUAUUUUUUCUCUAUUUUUUCAGUAAAUAUAUCUGUUGUAAAAGCUAAUUGAUGUUAAAUUAUAUUGGAUUGCUAAUCACUAGCUCAAUCGAUGACAGUUGACUAACUGGCAGUUGCUAUUGGGAAGAACACGGCUGAGUGGAGACCUGGGUCGAUAGCAUUAGAAAGACCCCUAGAAUCCCGAGAGAGAGAUGUGAACAGCAGCCUUGCCAGGGGGCCUGACUCAUUAAUUCAAGUGGGAGUUGGGAUACAUAUACAUGUAUAUAUAAGGUUACAUAUAUAAAAUGGGGGGGAGGGGGGUAAUAGACUAGGUGACAGCUAAAGUCCAUUUCAGUUCCAUCACUCCCUAGAUUUAAAUCUACCACCCAUGACUGAGGUGGAGAAUUGCCAUAGAAGGGGGAUUUAUUCUCAAACUUAGUUGGAAACCUGGAUUUAGAUUAUAAGAGGAUCUGACUCCAAAUUAAAGAGCUAGGGUGACCUCAGAAGUCAGCUCCUUUCAAAUCGUCGGAGGCUAAGACCAGUGUUAGGUUAAGUAGUGAUUGCCAGUAAUUAAACAUUCAUGAUAAAGGUGCAAACGUGUGCCUAAACUUUUAUUUCUUUAAGUUGUAUUUCAUAUAGAUAUCUCGCUUUAAAAAUGGUUUUUAGUACUAUUGAUUGUUAUACUAUAUUGUAUUAAUAAACAGUUCAUUUCCCUUAAAAAAAAAAA